CCCAUCGGGAACGGCUCGCCCGGAGGAGGAGGCCGAAUCCCGGCCCCGUUGGAGCAGGGGGUGGUGUCCGCCUUCAAGCAGCUCUACAAGCGGGAGUUGCUCCGCCUGGCCGUCUCCUGCGUGGCCGGUGGCUCCGGUGGCCCCAUGGACUUUGUGCGGUCCUUCCUCCUCAAGGACAUGUUGUACCUGGCUGGUCUCUCCUGGGACCUCAUCCCGCCCGGCUCCAUCGAGAAAUGUUGGCUGCUGGGCUUGCGCGCCGCCUUCGAGCCCCAGCCCGGGGAGGAAGAGCAUGGAGAACCUCCACACGGGGAGGAAGGUGGCGGUGGUGGGGACAGCAAAGUCUUCAGCGACCUGACCCACCUGGCCGCCUUGGCCUACAAACGCUUGGCUCCUGAAGAGGUGGCCGACUGGUUGCACUUGGAUGACGCAGCCCCGGGGACGGAGGAGGAUGAUGGGGAAGAAGAUGCUGAGGAGGAAGGCCCGGGGGGCUGUGGGGCAGAAGAGGAGGAGGAGGAGGUGGCAGGUGGUGGAGAUGGGGAUGGCAGGAGGGUUGGGGAAGGAGGGGAUGGCUUGUUGCCCACGGCUCGGGAAGCCAUCAAAGGUCUGGAGACAGCGUUGCGUUGGCUGGAGGGUCAGGACCCCCGGCAAGUGGGGCCACUGAAGCUGGUGCAGCUCCGUUCCCUCAUCAGCAUGGCCCAGCGGCUGCACCGCGGUGGUAGCCCCCAUUCCUAG
Molecule: messenger RNA, 732 nt
Organism: Calidris pugnax (ruff)
Lineage: Eukaryota; Metazoa; Chordata; Aves; Charadriiformes; Scolopacidae
Product: tigger transposable element-derived protein 5-like
Exons: 1
Source: RefSeq, a predicted model, not a curated record